UUUAUAUUUGUAGUGUGAAUGAUUUUUAAAGCAUCUUGUGCUCUCAGCUGAAUCAGUUAAGACUGCAGAGUAGAUCAUUUUCAAUGCGGAGUGUUCUACCACCACAGCAGUUCUUUUUGCUGAGAGGGGUAGUCACUGACAGGGGCACACACUCAUUGCAGACAUGGCCAGUAAAAAGACCAAGGGAAAGAACAUGAAGAAGCGUGCGCAUCGCGCAACAUCCAACGUUUUUGCCAUGUUUGAUCAGUGUCAGAUUCAGGAGUUCAAGGAGGCCUUCAACAUGAUCGACCAUAACAGGGACGGUUUCAUCGACAAAGAAGAUCUUCACGACAUGCUGGCCUCAUUAGGGAAGGAUCCUACUGAUGAAUACCUAGAUGACAUGAUGAAUCAAGCACAAGGUCAAAUCAACUUUACCAUGUUUCUGACCAUGUUUGGAGAAAAGCUGACCGGCACAGACCCUGAGGAAGUGAUACAUAACGCUUUCGCCUGCUUUGACGAGCAGGCUACAGGUGUCAUCCCCGAGGACUAUCUGCGUGAGCUGCUCACUACGAUGGGCGACAGGUUGACAGAGGAAGAAGUGGACGAACUCUUCCGUGAAGCUCCCAUUGACAAGAGUGGCAACUUCAACUAUGGCGUUUUCACGCGUAUUUUAAAGCAUGGCGCAGACGAUAAAUGAUAGACGCUGUGGGUUUACCGUUUUUAUUUAUUACGGUUGAUAGGAUUUCACUUGUCAAUAUUGACUUCAUGGCACUAAUAUUCUUCACUUUUAACCACUUUUAAACCACCACAACACACGCGCUGCACAGUCACUCUGAAAGCCUACAGUAUUUGCACAUCGGUGGUACAGUAUUGUUAGACCGCAUGAAAAUUGACAAAAUGGGUUUGGAUGUUGUUUGAUUUUACUGAAUCUGUAGAAAUAAAAAUGAUUCUGAGCUCAA
This is a messenger RNA of Cynoglossus semilaevis (tongue sole), 938 nucleotides long. RefSeq names its product myosin, light chain 12, genome duplicate 2 (gene myl12.2). Bases 164 to 676 code for a protein of 170 amino acids. The transcript has 4 exons. Gene Ontology annotation, molecular function: calcium ion binding. The record is from RefSeq and is a predicted model, not a curated record. Lineage: Eukaryota; Metazoa; Chordata; Actinopteri; Pleuronectiformes; Cynoglossidae.